GAUCACGGGUAGCAAGAAAUUCGACGGCAGAUUUGCUUCACAAUGGCCACGAUGGCCGAUCCACCAGUUUUCAGGGAACUUGCCAAAAUCCAGAAAGAUAUAGGCCUUCCUCCGGGCCUAAAGUUAAGCGACUAUGGUCAAUGUCGGUCAUAUGUCCAAAAUUCAACGGAGCCGUGCAGCAAGCCAGCUUGCAGCAUUGCAAAGCGAGACGAACUUGACGUUCUUUUGUUCGAGUUCCGACAUAUGACAGAGUGCGGGCAUACUGAUAAAUUUUAUGAUAAGAUAGAAAGUUAUAUCACUCUUACGCACUGCUCUAGUCACCGUCAAAAAGCAAACAAGGCUUUCACGAGAUGGAAGGCCCAAUACAUUGCAACUGCUCCCAAUUUGGUAAAGGGGGUAUCCACGGUGAGGCCAUCAGUGAGGCCCUCGGCGACGUCCUCGGCAACGACCUCUAGUGAUUCGCUGGGGACUUGGAGCGAAACUAGCAUUAUGACAUCUCCGACGCCCACCAGCCCUAUGUCUGACGUUUCAGGAGACAAAUCAGCAUCAGACUUCGGCAUUGAAAAAGAGAUGAAGAAUCUGGCCAUUGAGGUUGAUGCACCAAACACCACGCGCCGUAUAAUCAACGACCCUUUUGAAAUCCAAAAGCUGGUAGACUGGUUGAAGCCUCUUGGCGCAGUGUCAUUUCCAAAUGUAAGGAAAAAAAAGGACAAUGCCAAGAUAUUCGAAACAAUGGAAAAUCCCCUACCCAAUGCUAGCAUGGCUCAACAGGGGAUUGUAUACAUAUAUAAACAUAACAUUUUACCUGGUAUAUUCAAGAUCGGAUUCUCCACGAAGUCCGCAGAAGAGAGGAAAAAGCAGAAGGGUAACUGUUAUGGCGUCGAUACAACGGUCAUCUAUGAAAGUAAACCAUUUGUGGGAGCUCGACAAGCCGAAAAGAUUGUUCAUACCGCGUUGGCCGCUGAGAAUUUUCAUGUUCACAACUGUCGACUUUGCCCCGGAAACAGGAGACGCACACACAAAGAGUGGUUUCUUACAUCCGAAGACCAGGCACUUACCAAAGUCAAAGGUGCAGAAUCGUGGCUCCGACUGCCCGCAUAUGCUCUGACUCAACCAAAAUAUGAGCUAACGCCACAGGGGAGAGCUAUCUAUGAGAGGAUGACUCGGUUUUCGAUGAGUGAAUGGCGCCGGCAUACUCAUAGCGACGAUACAUCAGAUAAUGUAUCGGAUGUCCGUUGUGCCGAAAAGUCAGCAACUGGUGUUGAGCAAAUAUACAUACCUCGCUCAUCUUCUCCCGUUACUGACAACGGACUUUGCAUAUCCUACGAUGGAGGCUUUACCACCACCAUCUCUAAAAGGCCAGAGCCACAAAUAGCACCUCAAUCUAUGGCGGUUGGCAGAUUUUUGGACCAAGCCCUCGAAGUAGCUGACAAAUACCAGCUACAGUCCAAAGAUCAGGGUUACGAAGAAACAAACAUCCAAGCAAAGGAGUCCUGGGUUCUCGCACGCAGAGAUCCAAACGAGUCAAAUUUGGAGGUCAACAAUGACGAGAAAUUCGACAAUGACGCGAGGUCUAAAGCUCUCGGACUCAAACAGCCAAACGAAGAAAAUAUAGCACCUCAUAGUGACGAAGAAUGCAGCCAAGCUGAAGAGUCAUGUGCUCUUGUACUCAGAAACUCAAGCGAGGCAGAUUCAAAAAUGGAAACACCUGAGGAGCACAACCAAGCGGGGGAGACUUGGGCUCUUGCUUUCAGACGACCAAACGAGACAAAUCUGGAGGUGAACGGUGCUAUUGUCAACCUUUUUAGGUUUCUCUUAAUAGGAGAGCCACGAGAGCUGAGAGCCGUCCCCGUAUUCUACAAUUCAUAGAAAUUGAUACGGUUUGAUCUGGUAUUUUCAAUGAGGAAACUCUAGAAGUUGCAGUUUUUAGGGGUAUAUGAAGUAGAUAGUGAAGAGCUUGGGUUGCGUUUAGGUUUUAUAUCGAGUGUAAUACUUUCUGUUUGUGACAUUGCUAUGUCCCCAGAUUUAGUCAGAUGUAUUCCUUUUAUAUGCACAAACGAAAAUGUUAAAACUAUAAACGUAGUACUCAAACUGAAUGUUAAGGAGAACCUUUAUGUUCGAAUAAGAAUAGCUCUCAUUUAGUCUGCAAAGUGAUUCACGAUGAAGC
Trichoderma atroviride IMI 206040 is the source of this 2167-nucleotide messenger RNA. Lineage: Eukaryota; Fungi; Ascomycota; Sordariomycetes; Hypocreales; Hypocreaceae. The record is from RefSeq and is a predicted model, not a curated record.